Messenger RNA from Adineta steineri, 778 nucleotides. NCBI's taxonomy places the organism in Eukaryota, Metazoa, Rotifera, Eurotatoria, Adinetida, Adinetidae. The record is from the annotation of a GenBank genome assembly.
AUGUCAGAUUUAUCUCGUAUUCGAUUGAUGACAGAGGAACAAAUUGAUGAAUUAAUGAAUUCAUUUCGAACUUCAUUCUGGAUUGAUGAACAUCGGUGGUUUAUUCAAUGUAUAAAUGAUGGACACUAUAUUCGUUUUAAGACUGUGUCAAAAGCAUUGCAUUAUAUUGGUACUAAGCUUCCUAUUGUAUUCAAAUCAACAGAUUCACAAGAUACUAUUGAAAGACUUUAUACUUCUAUCCGUCAUAUCUCGGAUGUGGAACUUUCCAAGCAACCAAUUUCAUCAAAGAUUUGUUUUCCAAACAUUGAUUCGCUUUCAGUAAAAUGUCCUAUCAAUGAUCAAUACUGGUCGAUGAUUCCAAAUUUACAUAAAGUCACAUUACUUUCAUUAGAUUUCUCUACUGAUCUUUUACAAUCGGAAUUGCAAGCUUUACUCAAUCGAAUGCCUCAUCUUCGCACAUUGAUUGUUCAUCAAGAUACAUCAUUACCUUUGCCAAUGUCAUUCUUUAAUUGUACAUUUCCAUCAUCAAUUCGUUAUUUGUAUUUACAAAAUUGUAAACAUUAUUUCAAUGAAGAAGAUUGUAUUCUAUUAUGUCAUUCUUCAUUGACGAGUCAGUGUCAACAACUUGACAUUCUAGUGAAGAAUCGUCAAAGUAUUAUGAUUCUUAUGAACAACAUGAUUAACCUCUGUGCAUUGCGUGCUCGUUUUACGGAUGAAGAAGCCUCUGAUUCUAUGCCUUCAAGAAUACAUAAUAACGUGGAUGAUGAAAGUAUCUUAU